CAGAGAGAAAAUAUUUUGGCGGCAGAGAGGCAACCGAACACAGAACAAGACUGCAAGACAGACGCACAGCAGAAAUGAGCCUCCAGCUUUACUACUGUGGCUGGUCCAAAGUGACGUCUGUUCACGGCCUGAGGACUCACCAGGGGAUGAAGGGAUGCACUCCAAAGGGUGUGACGAUUGCACAGUCUGACCAGCAGUACUUGCAAGACUUUGUUGGAGCUCCAGCCAUUCAGCUAGAUGUCAAGCUGGAGGUCCGAACUUCUAUCAAGACUGACACAACAGACUACUAUUCAGACUUGAGCCUCCAGGUUUGUCACUGUGGAUGGAGCAAAAUGACGACUUAUCAGGGCUUGAGAAUUCACCAGGGGAAGAUGGGAUGCACACCAAAGGGAAUGAGGAUCCCAAAGGAGGAGCAGUACAAAUGGAAUGAACAGCAGGAAGCAGAGGCGGAUCACAGAAAAAUGGCCGAGAGAGUCGUUGUCAAGAAGGAGAGUUUGUCACCACGAAGAAGCAGCAGCACCAACUCUGCAGCCACAACAGUCCAGGAGGGUCACAUGCCACCUUCUGUACCUGCACGAAGCUCCUCCCGAAGAUCCACAAAGUCAAACUCAGACCAGCAGCAGUUCUCCAGCCUCCACCAGGUGAACAGACCAUUGAGGGAGUAUCCAACACCAACAUACCCGGAAAGGGACAAAAAAAUAAAGCGUCAAACAUCAUCACGGAAUACAGACAGUAGAGCUGUGGAAUACUGCAGCAUCGACAGCAAUACUGGCUAUGCAGCUACAGUCAAGGAGGAGCCCAAACCACCGUUUGCAGUUUCACAACCAUCUUUCCGAAGAGACACAAAGUCAAUGUCCCGCCAAAAUCUGCAAGAUUUGUCCACCAAUGCGCAGAUGAACAGGGACGUCAAGGAACCUCCAACCCUGGUACCAGUAGUCCGGCCUAAGCAGAAACACAGGGAGAGUCAAACAUUUUCACAGGUGAAUAGACAGUUGGUCAGGGAGUACCCAGCAUCAAUGCACCUGGGAAACGUAGUCCGACCUAAGGAGGAAAACCUACAGAAUCAAAUACUAUCACAGAACACAGACAGAGCAGUGGAAGGAUACUGGAGCGUUAAAAACUCUAGUAGCAAUGCAACAACAGCAGCUGCACUCAAGGAAGAGCCCAAAUUAUCUCCACAACCGUCUCUCCAAAGAGUCACAAAGUCAAGCCAGGAUUCUUCUACUGAUGUGAAGGUGACUAAAAUGGUCAGUGAACGUCCAAAUGCUCCACCUCUGCUACCAGCAGUUCCACCUACAGAGAACAGCAGGAAGGAGCGAACACCUUCACAGAUGAACAGAUCAGUCAGGGAGCAUCCAAAAACUCCACCUCUGGUCCUUCCGAAGAAGAAGGACACACUUCUAUUUAAAGUGAGGCAAGAGAAAAUCACAUCUGAAUUACAGCAAAAACUUCAAAAGAGAGAAGAACUAACUGGCAUCAGAACAAUGGAGCCAGUCUGUGAGAGUGUCGAAGAUGCAACAAGUGCCAACAGCCAAACAGCUCCUGCAGCAGCACAAGUCUCAGCAAAAGAGGACUCAGCAUCAUUGAAUGAAGCUGCACAGCCUGAUUUCUCCACUGGCAUGACGGUGAAGGAACUGGCCCAGAUGUUUUCAGCUUCCACAGAGCAGGAACCAAAGAGUGAAGGAGGGAAACAAAAAACAUCACAGGUGAAGUUACUGGCUCAAGGGUUUUCAGCCUCCACAGCGAGAGAAGCAGUGGUCCAACCAAAGGAGAAAGACAAGAAGAAACAAGGAGUGGAGGAGGGAAAGUUACUGGCUCCGAGGUUUUUGGCCUCCACAGCCAGAGAAACAGCGGUUCAACCCCAGGAGAAUGACAAGGAGGAACAAAAACUGUCACAGAAUGAGCCACCAAGCAUCAACUCUGCAACAGCAGCCAAAGUCACAGAGGAGCACAAACCAUCUGUUACAACACAAUGCGCUUUGACGAAAGUCUCAAACAUACAAGGACACCUUCAACUGAAGGUGAACAGAUCAGUCAGGAAACAUCCAACAACUCCACCUCCUGUCCUGCCUAAGAAGGAGGACACACUUUUGUUUAAAGUGAAGGAAGGUGCAUUUAAAUCUGAACUACAGCAAAAACAUCAAGAAAAAACAACUGACAUCAGACCAGUGGAGUCAGUCCAUGAGAAAGUCGCAGAUACCAACACCCAAGUCUCAGCAAAGAAGGAUCCACCGUCAUUGAAAGAAGACGCUCCUGAGUUCUCCACUGGCAUGAAGGUGAAGGAACUGGCCCAGAUGUUUUCAGCCGUCACAGACCAGGAGCCAAAGAAUGAUAAAGUGGAACAAAAGCCAUCACAGACGAAGCUACUGGCGCAAAAGUUUUCAGCUCUUACUGCCAGCAAAACAGCCAUCCAACCAAAAGAGAAGGACAAGGAGGCACAGGCAAAGCUACUGGCUCCAAGGUUUUCAGCUUCCACAGUCAGAGAAACAGUGGGUAAACGGAAACAGAAUGAUGGGGAGAAGCAUAAACUGCCACAGAAACAGCUGCCAAAUGCAACAAAUGUUGCAACCAGAAUGAAUCCUGCAGCAGCAGAAGCCACAGUGGAGAAGGAUCCCAAACCAUCUUGUGAAACUGCGCAGCUCUCAGAUGUCUGCACUGGUGUGAAGGUGAAGGAUCUGAUCCGGAUGUUUUCAGCUACAACAACACAGGAAACAGACAUUGAACCCGAGGAUAAAAAAAAAAGAGAAUGAAACCUGCAUAGCUGGUAGAUCCAGUAAAUCUCAUCUAGGAGGUAGAGAAUGUAAUAUACUAUGUAGAGCUGUAAACUGGGAGAAGUUAAAAUGUUACAUGGAGUUCUACAGUUGACCCUCGUUUUAAUGGUUUUGUCCAAUCACUAGUCAAAGAUAUUAAGUCUUAACACUUCACUGUUGUCCUACUAUUGCAAUAUUCAUUAAAAACUAGCUCAGACAUUAAAGGAUUGUUGAAGUCAGUUUUCUUUAUGUGGUACACUCACAGAAUUUGUAGUUUGGUUGAGAAAAUUAACCAAAUGUAACCCUAAAAUCAAGAUUUUUCAUCAAAAUUACCUAAUUGUACAAGUCUGAGUUAAACAUUGGCCAAAAAUAAUUAGAUUCUGUAAAAAACAAGAAAUUCUGCAUUCCUCUGUGCAACUGGGAAUCCAUUAGUGACUGAGGAAACUAAUUAAGCAUGUAAGUAGAAAGAUAUCUGUAGUGUCACCAUUAAUGGCAACACCUGUGGACACUUGUUGCACAUGUUGGUUCCAGGUUUUUGAAAUAACAAAUCAAGAAAUUCAGCUUUCAUUUUUUCUUUUUAAAAUUUAGUAGUAGUAGGAAAUCUGCAUCCAUGAUUGGGUUUGUUUUCAUAUAAAUGUAAGCCUCAUGCAACAACCUCUACAUCUACUUGGAAACUUUUUGAACCAAGAUAGACAUUUAAUAGUACAGAAAACUUGAAGGCUACUCUGUAUUUUUGGAAAAUAUUCCUAAGUGAUAUACUGCCAAAACAAACAUAUCAGUAGAAAUAUGUUAAAAAAAAAACUAUGGACUAUUUGUCAGGCCUGCAGCCCCAGGCUCCAGAUAAUGGCAGUACUCUGUAUUCUCUGAAGGUUAGCAUGGCGUGUUCUGCUUAGUGCAACUCAUUAACAUUGUUGCUCUUCUUAGCGUAGCUCAUAGGUUUGUAUUGUUAGCUCUGCUUAGUGUAACAUAGUUCUUGUUUCCUCGAUAGUUUGUUCUGGUUAUUUCAGUGUAUUCUCUCUGCCAGCCUGCUACAGGAUUUGGUUCUCCUUUCCGCUUUAGGCAGUAUACCUUGUGCCAUUAAGUCACUUCUGUUUGUGGUUCUGUUAUUUUCAGUACUCGUACUGUAAAUAAAUACCUUGCAGUUUUA
Amphiprion ocellaris (clown anemonefish) is the source of this 3897-nucleotide messenger RNA. RefSeq lists its product as uncharacterized. The coding region runs from base 75 to 2750 and encodes 891 amino acids. The record is from RefSeq and is a predicted model, not a curated record. NCBI's taxonomy places the organism in Eukaryota, Metazoa, Chordata, Actinopteri, Pomacentridae. The transcript has 30 exons.